GCGACAGAGUGCGCUACAUGGGCCCGCCCUCGCUCUCCUCUGCUGCACCCCCACCGCCAUCGGCCUCACUUCUGCCACCCUCCAUGCGCGGCCCGCCAGUGGGGUUGAAGGGGCGUGUGGUGGUGGUGCUGGAGGAGAAUCCCCACCGCGUGGGCGUGCGUUUCGACAAGCCCAUCCCGGGCGGCAACAGUCUCGUGGACGUGUGCGACGAUGGGCAUGGCGCGUGGUGCCACGUGUCGGAGCUGCGGCUGGAGGGGGCAGCAGCAGACGACGUGGAGAAGCAGCUGGUGGACCAUUGCAUGGCGGUGGCAGCAACCGUAGCGGCCACAUCUCCGCUCAUUGUGUUCAUCCCGGGCGCAGACAGAAUCGCAGCAGCGCAUUACGAGCGGCUCGUGAGGCUAGAGCGCAUGGAGCGCUUGGGUGUUGUUGGGGAGAGAGGCGCGGAGAAGGGGGAGAAGGGAGAGAAAGGGGAGAAGGUGAAGGAGGGGAAGGAGAAGAGUGAGCCGCUGCGGCUGGUGGUGAUUGGCUCUCACACAGUGCCACCCAAGAAGGACAAGGCGCCAGCAGCGGCAGCAGUCCCCAAGACCACGGACAAGCUCUCUGCUCUCCUCGACCUCUCCUUCCUGGACCAGCUCUCCUCACGGCUAGAGGACGGACGGGGGGAUGGUGGAGGGGCCAAGGCGGGCGGCAGGGCGGUGUCUCGCAUCUUCUCCACGUCUAUCCCGGUGCUGCCGCCCGCACAAGACGAUGACGUGGCGCAGCGUGAUUGGGCGAGGCAGCUGGAGGGUGACGUGGAGCUGAUGCGCGCUGAGAGCAACCGCCGCCUGCUUAGAUCGGUGAUGUGCACGGCGGGAGUGGAGUGUGCAGACAUUGACAGACUCUCCAUCGCCUCCCACUCUCUUCCCCAGGAGGGAGCAGAGCGCAUGGUGGGGUGGGCGAUAAGUCACCAGCUGCAGCACACCCCGCAAGUCGACAUGCCUGCUGCCCGCCUCCCCCUCUCGCUCUCCAGUAUUCGGCACGGAGUGGAGGUGGUGGAGGGAGCAUCUCAGCAGCAGCCAGCCACACAGCGCAAGGCGCUCAAGGACGUGACGUGUGACAACGAUUUUGAGAGGCUGCUACUGGGGGAGGUGAUACCUGCGGAGGAGCUGGGGGUGCGCUUUGAGCACAUCGGCGCAUUGGAGGGCGUGAAGGAGGCUCUAAGAGAGGUCGUCAUGCUGCCACUUCAGCGACCAGAGCUGUUUCAAACGGGCCAGCUCACUAAGCCGGUACGGGGGCUGCUGCUGUUCGGCCCACCGGGCACGGGCAAGACGAUGCUGGGCAAGGCGGUUGCUACUGAGUCAGGGGCCAACUUCAUCAGCCUCUCCAUGGCCUCCGUGGCCUCAAAGUGGUUCGGCGAGGCGGAGAAGUAUGUGAAGGCCGUGUUCACGCUGGCCAGUAAAAUUGCGCCAUGUGUCAUUUUCGUGGACGAGGUGGACAGCAUGCUCGGAAGGAGAGGCGGCGACUCGGAGCACAGUGCAAUGAGGAAGCUCAAGAACGAGUUCAUGGCGGCAUGGGACGGGCUGCGCUCCAAGCAAGCCGAGCGCAUCCUCGUGCUCGGCGCCACCAACCGCCCGCACGACCUUGAUGACGCCGUCAUUAGACGGUUCCCCAGAAGGUUGUUCGUGGAUCUGCCUGACUGCGCCAACCGAGCCAAGAUUCUGAAAGUCAUUCUCAAGGAUGAGGACGUGGAGCCGGGCUUUAGCACCGAUGAGCUCGCUGCUGCCACUGAUGGCUACUCUGGCAGCGACCUCAAGAACCUGUGUGUGACAGCAGCGUUCUUGAGAAUAAAGGAGUUUCUGGAUAAGGAGAAGAAGGAGAAGGAGGAGGCAGAGAGGAGAGAGGGAGGUGCGGAGGGCAGCAGUGGAAGCAGCAGCGCAGCAGCAAGUGGCAGCCGGGAGGGCGAGGCUGGUGCCUCUCAAGGCUCGGCUUCCCCUGCCGCUGCUCCAUGCCUGCGGCCAAUCAGCAUGGAGGACACGCGGAAGGCCAUGGAGAAGGUGCGGGCGAGUGUGAGUAGCGAUGCAGCAGCAAUGAUGGAGCUGAUGCAGUGGAACGAGCAGUUCGGGGAGGGUGCCUCGCGCAAGAUCACCCCGCUCUCCUACUUCAUGUGA
Closterium sp. Naga37s-1 is the source of this 2147-nucleotide messenger RNA. The record is from the annotation of a GenBank genome assembly. Lineage: Eukaryota; Viridiplantae; Streptophyta; Zygnematophyceae; Desmidiales; Closteriaceae.